UUCAUUUUUGGGGGAGUUAUUGGAGACGUGAGGGUUUUGCGACAUGGGAUGUGGCAUGUGUACAGACUGUAAAGCCCUCUAUGUGAUUUUGGGAUAUACAAAAUAAAAUUAAAGGAACAACAAGAAACACAAAAUGGUUCAGUGAAGUGAAUCAGAGUGACACCUCUUCGUUUUUAUAUAACACAAGGAGUUGAUUAAUAAAUGUACAUCUAUUCUGAAGGCUGACAUUCUGACCGGAAGUCUUUUAUUUUGUCUUCUUGGGCCCCGCGCACUGACGGAGCGGCAAAGUGCGGAAGUUCUCUCAUCCUGCGAGAGGAGAAGAAGAAACAUCAGCAGCAGCAGAAGAAGAAGAAGAGAAGAAAGAAGAAGAAGAAGAAGCCUCUUGUCCGCCCGAACACAACGCGUCUCCGGAGAGGAAUCCUCCACAAACACUACCGCUCCUCCGGUACCCACGGGCGAUGGCGAGGCCGAGCCACAGCGACCACGUCCUCCAGCAGCUCAACAACCAGCGCGAGUGGGGCUUCCUGUGCGACUGCCUCAUCGCCAUCGGGGACAUCUACUUCAGGGCCCACAAGGCCGUGCUGGCGGCCUGCAGCUCCUACUUCAGGAUGAUGUUCAUCCGUGACCAGCAGGGCGCGGGCCGCCUGGACCUCAGCAACAUGCGGAUCAGCGCCGAGUGCUUUGACCUCAUCCUCCAGCUCAUGUACCUGGGUCGCAUCGUGGUGGGCAGCUACGAGUUCGAGGAGCUGAAGGCCUCCAUGGCCUACCUGCAGAUGUAUUACAUCCCCGAUUCGCUCGAGGACCUCCGGGACAUCCGGAGCUCCACCCUGGCCCCGUCCUCCUCCACCUCCUCUUCAGCCUGCCCGGCCGCCGGCAAGAUGAUGUUCGGCGUCCGCAUGUACGAGCUGCAGAGCCCCCCCGCCCCGGAGGCGGAGCUUCUACCAAAAGCAGCCGGCAGCAUUGAUGGCCGUCCUGUCACCGUCAGCAGAGCGGCGGCGGAGGAGGUGGUGUCGACUCCUUUUGUAGGUGCACCACCUGCGGUGGACGGGCCGGCUGACCAGCCCUGCGACCUGAGGAAGAGGCCCGGCGCCAGGAGCUCGGCCCUCAAAGACCGGCCCCGGUUUGGUCGCACCUACACCUGCGACGACUGCGGGUUUGUCUUCAGCUGCGAGAAGCUUUUGAUCGAACACAUCCUGACGUGCACCAACCGGAAGGCCUUCCAUCAGCCGAGGGGCGGCGCCGAUGGGGACGAGUCCAGCAAAGCCGAGAGCUCCGCCUCCGAGAGCGCCGAGGAGCUUCGGUUCACCUGUAAAGGCGAGGACGACUGGCCCGACGCAAAGGCCCAGUCCGAUCUUGGCGCCGGGUCGACCCGGGGUGUCUUCAUCAAGACGGAACCAGAGGGAAGCACAUUCUCCCAGAUGGAAGCAGUUCGGGUCGGAGACCGCCUCCGCCACACCACGUCUAAAGACCUGCCGAGAACCGGAUCGGACCGCGAGCCGGAACCCGGCGUCUCGGGUCUGGAGAACAGCGGUGAGGAUGAAGGUAUUCCUGCGAAGCUCCGUAAGGUCAAAGAGGAGCAGCAGGAGGCCGACUCCGCCCCCUGUGAACUGUGCGGCGCUCCGCUGACGGAGGAAGACAAGUCGGCCCACUACCUGUCCAACCACAUGGGCCACAUCUGCGCCUGUGGCAGGUGCGGCCAGGUGCUGAUCAAAGGCCGGCAGCUGCAGGAGCACGCAGAGCGCUGCGGCGAGUCCCAGGGCGGCGAGUCGGACUCCCACGGGGAGGACGAGGCGUCGCUGCUGGAGGAGCCUCAGGAGAUGGAGGAGGCGCUGAUGGAGGCCUCGGACCUGGCCUGCCCUCACUGCGCCGCGCUGUUCCAGAGCGAGAGCUCGGUGCUGGAGCACGCGCUGUCCUGCCACGACCAGGAGCUUUUCCGCCCGGCGCUGCUGGAGGAGGCCGGCGAACUGGACCACCGGCGCAAGCACUUCUGCGGCAUCUGCGGCAAAGGCUUCUACCAGCGCUGCCACCUGCGGGAGCACUACACGGUCCACACCAAGGAGAAGCAGUUCACCUGCCAGACCUGCGGGAAGCAGUUCCUGCGGGAGCGGCAGCUGCGGCUGCACACCGACAUGCACAAAGGCAUGGCGCGCUACGUCUGCCCGGUGUGCGACCAGGGCACCUUCCUCAAGCACGACCACGUGCGCCACAUGAUCUCACACCUGUCGCCCGGGGAAACCAUCUGUCAGGUGUGUUUCCAGAUCUUCCCCGGCGGAGAGCAGCUGGAGAAGCACAUGGACGUCCACUUGUACAUCUGCGGCGUCUGCGGAGAGAAGUUCCGCCUCCGCAAAGACAUGAGGAGCCACUAUAACUCCAAGCACACCAAGAGAUUGUAGCGCCGCUCGCUGCGCCUGCUGCGAAGAAAAGCCAUAAAUGUGACAAACAAAUGCACUUGAGCACCAAAAAGACUACUUGCACUUUUAAAGUAUAUGCAUCACGUGAGCAGGCCUUCAACAGCUGACCUGUUGGCAGCUUUCUACCUGUCUUCUGUUUGUUUCCACAACAGAAGACAUUUCCAUCACGUGUAGCAGCUAACUCGCUAACUAGCUAACUAGCUAACUCGCUAACAUGGUGAAGUAAGGAAACCAGCGAACCAGAUGUUUGAUAGUCUUAAUGUUGGUGAAGAAGCUGGGUUUCAUACGCAGAAGGACCUUUACAUGAUGCUUGCUUUCACAGUUCUUUAAGUCCAAAAACCCAAAGAAGCGAAUCUCAUUGGACGAGCUGGUACCAGUCACCUGAUACGGCUGAGGUUCUGUUGCUGGAGGGGAGUUUGUGCCUGUGUGGUUCUGCUCCUCUCAAUGUGAACGUCUUCAGGAAAACCAUCUGGAACGUUUGCAGUACCCUGAGGAGGGUCCACUUCCUGUUUGAACACUAGUCUUCUUCACAGUGAUGCAUGCUGGGGGAUGGACGCUGCUCGGUUCAGUCCAAACCAACACACAGGAUGUUCUGAAGGAUGAGUGUGGUAGUUAUUGAUCAUUGAUGAUCCAUAUUGAUGUUUGAUGACAUCUGGUCUACAAUAUUUAUUAAUAACAUCCUAAAAAGCAUUUCAAUUAUUAUUUUAAUUUUUAUAAAGCAAUAUUAUAGAAUAUAAUAUUUAAUGCUGAUUAAUAAUGUUUUGGGAAGUGAAAGAUCAUUUAUCUUUGACCCAUUUUAUGGAUUCACAUUUCUCAAUAGGGCGGUGACCUCGUCCGGGUCAGACUGAGACCAGAACCCCGUCCUGGUUCUUCUGCUGAAUCUGUUGCCUUAUAAUUCAUUGUUCACUGUUUUCUGUUCGCUUAAAUAAAUCCACGUUGUGAUUCUGAAGAAGACGAAACCAGCUUUAGACUAAACUGGAACUAGUUUAACGUAUCUGGUCCUCUGGAUCGCAUCAGGAGAACCAGAACCAUUAGAACCCUUGUCUAGCCCCUCACACCCAACACAGACCCAACCUCUUAAUGGUAGAAGCUCCGCCUUCAGUCCCGUUCACACAGGGACCAGGUGUGAAAGGUCAAAGGUCUCUUGUGGUGAUGUCAUCAUUUCAUCAGCUGUUCCUUGUGUUCUUUUCAUCUGAAACUUCUGACUUCUCCAAAUAAACUGAGUUAAGUUAUCUUUGAUUCCUAAUAUUACUAUUGGUAUUAUUAAUAUUUACAUUAUCGCUUUUAUAGUUCUCUGUAUCACUAUUGAUUAUGUUAUGAUUAUUGGUCCUGUGUAUAGUAUUGGUUUGUGUUGUCUACCAUUUACAUACUACUUUGGAGAUAAAACUUGACGGGUCGUACAUUUUAAUAUUCACAUUUUUGGUUUGGAAUCGGACCAGAACCAUCCGGAUUAUUGUGUACAGCGAACAUAUGAACGCUUCACACCGUUCAAAAUGGUAUCGUCUGCUCCAAUGUUCACUUAUGGGUUGAAACACGUUACAGGUUCUAAAACUUCUUUCAUCGAAGCGAACAAAGAAACCGAAUCGCUG
Molecule: messenger RNA, 4000 nt
Organism: Pungitius pungitius (ninespine stickleback)
Lineage: Eukaryota; Metazoa; Chordata; Actinopteri; Perciformes; Gasterosteidae
Gene: zbtb1
Product: zinc finger and BTB domain containing 1
Exons: 2
Coding region: 459-2393 (644 amino acids)
Biological process (GO): regulation of transcription by RNA polymerase II
Cellular component (GO): nucleus
Molecular function (GO): protein binding; DNA-binding transcription factor activity, RNA polymerase II-specific
Source: RefSeq, a predicted model, not a curated record